Molecule: messenger RNA, 1812 nt
Organism: Brettanomyces nanus
Lineage: Eukaryota; Fungi; Ascomycota; Pichiomycetes; Pichiales; Pichiaceae
Exons: 1
Coding region: 1-1812 (603 amino acids)
Biological process (GO): amino acid transmembrane transport
Cellular component (GO): membrane
Molecular function (GO): amino acid transmembrane transporter activity
Source: RefSeq, a predicted model, not a curated record
AUGUCAUUUACACAUAAGACUGCAUCCUUCUUGAAAGAUGUGUUCAUUCCUGUGUCGCCUGUUAAGGCUGUUGGUACUGCUGGAAGAGGUGCUCCUCAUGUCACGGAAUCACAACAGGCAAUAGGUACCGGUUCUAGUGCCGGUUCGACUGUUCCUGAAGCGUUUGAUACGGAGAAGAAGAAUGGCUCUGUGGAAGUCACCGUUUCUAAUGCAGAAGAAGUUACCAAAGAGUACAGAGAGUACGAACAGGGUCGCACGCAUCGUCUUCUUUCAAAUCGUCAACUUCAGUUGAUUGCCUUGAGUGGUACUUUAGGUGUUGGUAUGUUUGUCAACACCUCCAAAACCUUGUCUAAAUGUGGUCCUCUUUCGUUACUUUUAGGUUGCAUUUUUUGGGCCAUUCCGGUUUUGAUUGUCAAUAUUUCUUGUGGAGAAAUGGUGGUUUAUAUGCCCAUUCCUUCCCCUUUCAUUUCCAUUGGUCAAAGGUGUAUCGACGAUGCUUUUGGCUUUAUGGCUGGAUGGAACUUCUGGGUACUUCAAGGCUCGUUGGUUCCAUUUGAGAUGACUUUGUUCAAUAGUUUGAUUCAUUAUUGGAGAGAUGACUUUUCCGCCGCUAUUCCAUUCACUAUUAUUAUUAUUCUUUACUUCCUCAUUAACUUGAGUACUGUGAGAUGUUAUGCAGAAGUCGAGUUUUAUCUUGGUAUUUGCAAGAUCUUACUCGCCAUCGCCAUGAUUUUAUUUGUCUUCUUCACUAUGUUAGGCUUAAAUCCUAUGCACGAUAGAUACGGUUUCCGUUAUUGGUCUACUCCCAUGGUUGAAUACAUUGGUACAGGUGCCAAUGGUAGAUUCCAGGGUUUCUUGGAUUCUGUUAUUACAUACUCCUUCUUAAUGGCUGGACCUGAGUAUAUCAGUAUGUGUGCUUCUGAGAUUAAGAACCCAAGGGCUGUGCUUCCUAACGCUUAUAAGUCCGUUUUCUACCGUAUUGCAAUUUUCUUUUUUGGCUGUGCCAUUGCUACUGGUACUUGUGUUGAGUAUGACAAUCCUACUCUUUUGGCAGCAAUUGAAAACGGUUCUCCCGGUGCCGGUUCUUGCGCAUUUACUGUGGCCAUGAAGAACCUACAAAUUUCCGUGCUUCCGGACAUCGUUAACGUUGUUCUUCUACUUACCUCCUUUUCCGGUGGUAACGACUUUACCUACUGUGCUUCCAGAUCAUUAUAUGGUAUGGCUGUUGAUGGUAAAGCUCCAAGAAUCUUUGCCUAUUGUAAUAAAAAUGGUGUGCCAAUCUAUGCUGUGCUUGCCUCAUUGGUCUGGGCCUGCCUUUCUUAUUUGCAACUAGGUGAAGGUGCCAGUGUGGUCCUUGAUUGGAUUAUCAACUUGGUUACCGCUUCUCAAAUGCUCAACUAUCUGAUCAUAUUGGCCACCUAUAUUCAAUUUAGAAAGUGUGUCAAUGCGCAAGGUAUCAGCAGAGAUGAAUUCAAGUUCCAGGGCUGGUACCAGCCUUACUUGGCUUGGUUUGGCCUCUUUUUAGUCACUUGUAUGCUUGGUGCCCAAGGUUACUACGUUUUCUUGCCAGAAUCCUGGGACGUUUCCUCUUUCUUAUUUUCUUACAUCAUGAUAUUUGUUGAUAUCUUCUUAUUCCUUGUAUGGAAGGUUAUCAAGCGUACAAAAUUCGUCAGACCAGAGAAUGCUGACCUCGUUACCGGUAUGGAUGAAGUCGAAGCUCAUGAGAAGUAUUUAGAGAACAUCGGUGAGCUUAAACCAUUACCGCCUAAGGGAUGGAAGGGCCGGAUUGUCAACCUUUUGUAUGGUUACUAG